AUGGCCAGCCCUAAAGCCACAGCGUUCUCCUGGGAGAUCACUUGGCUUGCUAUUGCUGUCUAUGCUCACCUACAGACGAGAGCAGAGCAGUCCCAAGGUGCAUACUUCUUGCCUGAGUUUGCACUUUCUCCACAGGGGAGUUUUCUUGAGGAUACCACAGGAGAACAAUUCCUCACUUACCGUUAUGAUGACCAGACCUCUAGAAUUACCCGCUCAGAUGAAGAUAAGGAUGGCUCCUGGGAUGCUUGGGGGGCCUGGAGUGAUUGCUCACGGACAUGUGGGGGGGGAGCUUCCUACUCACUGAGGAGGUGUUUAAAUGGCAGGAACUGUGAAGGUCGAAAUAUUCGAUACAAAACCUGCAGUAGUAAUGACUGCCCUUCAGAUGUUGGUGACUUUAGAGCACAGCAGUGUUCAGCCUACAAUGAUGUCAAAUACCAGGGGCAUUUUUAUGAGUGGAUCCCUGUGUAUAAUGAUCCUACUGCACCGUGUGCCCUGAAAUGUCAAGCUCUGGGAAAGAACUUGAUUGUGGAGCUUGCCCCAAAAGUACUAGAUGGUACUCGUUGCAAUAUUGAAUCUUUGGAUAUGUGCAUCAGUGGAAUAUGCCAGGCAGUAGGCUGUGAUCGACAACUUGGGAGCAAUGCCAAGGAAGACAACUGUGGAGUCUGUGCAGGAGAUGGUUCAACAUGCAGGCUUGUGAGGGGACAAGCUAAGGCACAUGUCUCACCAGAAAAAAGGGAAGAAACCGUGAUUGCCGUACCACAUGGGAGUCGCAGUGUGAGAAUUACCCUGAAAGGACCAGCACACCUUGUUAUAGAGUCAAAGACCCUGCAAGGAGACAAGGGAGAGCACAGUUUUGAUGCUCCUGGAACAUUUAUCAUAGAAAAUACAACCGUUGAGUUUCAGAAGAGUACAGACAGGGAAAUCAUAAAGAUCCAGGGACCGCUUGGAGCGGAUUUCAUUAUCAAGACCAGGUACUCUGGAUCAAAAGAUAGUGUGGUUCAGUUCUUCUUCUAUCAACCCAUCAGUCAUCAGUGGAGACAAACAGAGUUCUUCCCAUGCACAGUGACAUGUGGAGGAGGUUAUCAGCUUAAUUCAGCUGAAUGCAUGGAUAUUCGUCUGAAGCGUGUUGUUCCUGACCACUAUUGUCACUACCAUCCAGAAAAUAAGAAACCAAAGCCCAAGCUAAAAGAAUGCAACAUGGAUCCCUGUCCUUCUAG
Molecule: messenger RNA, 1217 nt
Organism: Nestor notabilis (Kea)
Lineage: Eukaryota; Metazoa; Chordata; Aves; Psittaciformes; Psittacidae
Product: ADAMTS-like protein 3
Exons: 10
Biological process (GO): extracellular matrix organization
Cellular component (GO): extracellular matrix
Molecular function (GO): metalloendopeptidase activity
Source: RefSeq, a predicted model, not a curated record